UCGUCGGGUCCCCGCCGAUUUCGAAAUCUUCCAAAUUUUCGACUCUAUAUGUGUACGUGUAUUCGUGUGUGUUUUUGUUAGUUCGCGUGUGCGGAUAUAACUGCGAAUACCAAUUUUUAUUACAAUGCCCAAUUGCUUGUUAGUUUUUCCAUGGUAGCUCGAGCACUGAAACCGUUCGUUGAUUAUUUACAUUGUUUAUCAUUAUUGUGAUGAAAAAAAUGAUGAAAUUCAGUAAAUUCAAUUGCAUUGAGCAUUUAUGAUGAUGGGAUGAAAACAAAAAAUCGCUAUGAAUCAUGGACCAAGUUCAAAUGCUCUCCAAAGUGAAUUUCUCAUCGUAAUUCCACUUCCAGCUAGGGCUAAAUUUAAUUACAAUUCGCAAGGGCUUACUCAGUUGAAAGUUCAUUUGUUCAUCGAAAUGUGAUUAAAUCGACCAAUAACUAGAGCGUUCCCGGAUUACGAGCGUAUGGUAACGGUUCAUUGGAAAAUCCGAAAUGAAUUAAAUCAAAUUGCAUUAUAGGUACACACUCGAGAUUAAAUACAAAUGAAUCCAUAAGUCCGUAUGGGCAAGAAAUUCUAUGGUGGUUUGUGAGCAGAGAGCGAAGAUCAGUGUUAGCUUUUAAAGUAGAGAACAAAUAGCAAGAAAUUUUGGAAAUUCUUUCACGAUCCCGAGGCGAAACUCGAGCAAGCAACGAAAAGCCGAGUUUGCCCUCCGGAAGUUACUCUCGUCCGCUUGGAAAGUCCUGCAUCAUGAGUUCAAGUCUUCCUGCUUUUCGAGUGAUGUUUGAAAACUUGUUCAGGAUUAUCUUUCCGAGACUUGUUUGACUCUUGUUUACAUGCCCACGGAAUAAAGUCCCAUUUUCAGGGCAAACUUUAUUGGACGUUUUGAAGUUAUUGGUGGCAUUGACAGGUCGUUGAUUAAUCAUGAGCCUCUCAAUGCGUUCAUCAAUAGUAAUCCAAUGCCGAAUGGGCAAUGGGCGACCGAACGGUAACUGAAAAUGUUCAAUAAUUGAAUGAAAAAUUGUCGAUCUCAAUAUUUACUAAUUACAGCUUACUAAUUACACUCACACAUUUCCCGGAAUAAUCGACAUCGACAUUUCUGUUUUAAAUGGAGACUUAACAAUCUUAUUGAAAGAAACUUCGUUACCGUUGAUUCAGUAGGCUCUUGGAAAUGAUCCUGCUCAAAAUCGCAGCUAAUUAUUAAUCGCAAUUGAAACGUGGCCAGCGGCGAGUUUUCCCAUUUCCCCACGGUCCUAAAAAACGCAUUAUUUCGAUCAACAAAAGGCAAGAGGAACGAUCCUUAAUCAGGAUAAUCGUGAAAGUUAACGGAUGGGAAAAGCUGGCAAGACUUACCGCGCGUGAUGUACCAAAGCGUUCCGGAUGAUUUCGCACGAGAUAUUCAAGCUGAAAAGACGGUAGAGAAGUUGCACGCUCGCCGGUCGUGCUGCUCUUCCUACGUGGGGCGACCCGUGCGGUCACGUUAAGGAUAACGGGGCUCGUUUACAUCCAAGAUAGUGUUCCGCGACGUUAACGUUAAUAGAGAUAGACGGUGUAUACGUCGCGAUUUCCCCAUCCCUCUGAGAGUCCGACCACCUACGACACUUGCAGUUUCUUCGCUUCCUCGGGCAGAUAAUACUGCUUACAACCGAACAAGUUUGUUCUUCGAUAAGGUGUCGGCGAUUCCCAAUCCAUAUCCUUUAAUGUUCCUUCCGGUGGGAUCGCUGUGUAAUCGCGUCUUACGACUUGAACGACCGAUUGAAAUCCCUCAUUAGGUCGAUUAAUGCAUCCGAACUUUCGCUUUCAAUUCCGAACGUCAUUAUACACGCUUUAAACCGUCGUGAGCGAUCUUAAGCACAAAGCCGCGGUUGACGGUGUCGCCGGAGGAAUAAAUUCUCGAAAAGUUUUUCUCCUCAUCGAAAUUAGUGCGUGUUUUUUUCCUCUCGUGGUAUGUGCGCCCAUUGUGUCAUGUCCGAGUAAUUGUUCCUCGGCGAAUGGUCACGGGAUCGGGAACGAAAGAAUCGCCGUAAAUCCAUAAACUGGGAUAACGAGGUCGCGGGCCAACGCUGUGGCGAAAUAUCGCAGAUUAUUCCAUGACCACUCAGUCUCAAGGACUCCAUAGGGCCAGCCAGGAUGUGCAGUUUAGUGCUCGUGUGUUAGUGACGAAAAUCAUUAGCUGUAAAUCUCUAUUUAUUAACACCCAAGCAAAUGGACCACCGGCAUUAUCGCUUGAGGUCGAUACUGCUAUUGAUUGAAAAUCGUAAGUGGAAAGUGUGGGUGAUUGGCAGCGCUAGUAAUAAGCGCACGCGAGAACGAUGUGGUAGUCGCGCGUGUGCGGGUGAUCCACGACGGAUAUUGUGAGAUUUUUAACACACCGACGACGAGAUACACGAUGGCCUUGCUAUACGCCCUCAUCGUCAUUCUCGUUACAACCGCCAUGUCUUUGCCACCAGUCAUCAGAAUCGGUGCUAUUUUCACGGAGGAUCAAAAAGACAGUCCCUCCGAAAUGGCAUUCAAGUAUGCCGUUUACAGGAUCAACAAGGAUAAAAAUUUACUGCCAAACACCACUUUGGUAUACGACAUUCAAUAUGUGCCAAAGGAUGAUUCAUUUAGAACGUCUAAAAAGGCUUGCAAACAAUUAUCAAGAUCGGUGCAAGGAAUAUUCGGACCAUCGGAUCCGCUUCUCGGGGCGCACAUUCAAAGUAUUUGCGAAGCUCUGGACGUGCCACACCUCGAGGCGAGGGUUGACUUUGAGCCAACGUUCAAAGAAUUCAGCAUCAAUCUUUAUCCUGCACAGGACCAUCUCAACCGAGCUUUCAAAGAUCUCAUGUCAUUUUUGAAUUGGACGCGGGUGGCGAUAAUCUACGAAGAGAAUUUCGGACUCUUCAAGCUUCAAGACCUCGUGAAAACUCCACCAUCUUCGAAGACGGAGAUGUACAUUCGUCAGGCUGGACCUGGAUCUUACAGGCAGGUGUUGCGGGAAGUCAGGCACAAAGAGAUUUACAAAUUGAUCAUCGACACGGACCCCGCACAUAUGCAACAAUUCUUCAGAGCUAUUCUACAACUGCAGAUGAAUGAUUACCGUUAUCAUUACAUGUUCACGACUUUCGACAUCGAGACUUUUGACCUCGAAGACUUCAAGUACAACAGCGUCAACAUGACGGCCUUCCGUUUAGUGGAUCUGGAGCAGCCAAAAGUUUCGGAAAUUCUUCGGCAAAUGGAACGUUUUCAGCCAAUCGGCCACGCAAUACUCAACAGAACGGGAGUGAUCCAGGCAGAACCGGCUCUGGUGUACGACAGCGUUCAGGUUUUCGCCCACGGCCUUGCGGCCCUUGAUCGCAGUCAUGUUCUGCGGCCUGCCAAUCUUUCCUGUGAAAAAGAAGAGCCAUGGGACGAUGGAUUGUCUCUGUACAAUUACAUCAAUUCUGCCGAUCUGCACGGGCUAACGGGUCACAUAGAGUUCAACGAGGGCAAGAGGAACAACUUCAAGUUGGAUUUAUUGAAGCUGAAGAAAGAAGAGUUAGUGAAGGUCGGUGAAUGGAAACCCGGAAGUGGUGUUAACGUAACUGACGUCAGUGCUUUUUACGAGACGACAGCGGCGAACAUCACUCUUGUCGUGAUGACCAGAGAGGAAAAACCAUACGUGAUGGUGAGGGAGGACAAGAACCUUACAGGAAAUGCAAGGUUCGAGGGCUUCUGCAUAGAUCUAUUGAAGUGGAUUGCUGCUCAAGUUGGAUUUCAAUAUGCGAUUCGUUUGGUGCCUGAUCAUAUGUACGGAGUUUAUGACCCUGAAACCAAAGAAUGGAAUGGGAUUGUACGUGAGCUCAUGGAAAAGCGCGCAGAUCUCGCAGUUGCAUCAAUGACGAUAAACUACGCAAGGGAAAGUGUAAUUGACUUCACGAAGCCGUUCAUGAAUCUCGGUAUCGGGAUACUGUUCAAGGUACCAUCCAGCCAACCAACGCGUCUGUUCUCCUUCAUGAAUCCUCUCGCCGUCGAGAUAUGGCUCUACGUAUUGGCUGCCUAUAUGCUAGUCAGUUUCACUUUAUUCGUGAUGGCUCGAUUCAGCCCGUACGAGUGGAACAACCCUCAUCCUUGUUUGGCCGAGAGCGAGGUCGUCGAGAAUCAAUUUAGCGUGAGCAACAGCUUUUGGUUCAUCACCGGCACAUUUCUCAGACAAGGAAGCGGUCUCAAUCCGAAGGCCACCAGCACAAGAAUAGUCGGUGGUAUCUGGUGGUUUUUCACCCUUAUCAUCAUUUCUUCGUACACCGCUAAUCUCGCAGCUUUCCUCACCGUCGAGAGAAUGAUAACCCCGAUAGAGAAUGCGGCGGAUCUUGCGGAGCAAACGGAGAUAGCAUACGGCACACUCGAGGGCGGUAGCACCAUGACUUUCUUCCGGGAUUCGAAGAUAGGGAUCUAUCAAAAAAUGUGGAGAUUCAUGGAGGCAAAAAGAUCGACGGUAUUCGUGUCGACGUACGAGGAAGGUGUGAAGCGGGUGCUCGAGGGUGACUACGCAUUUCUGAUGGAGUCGACGAUGUUGGAUUACGCGGUUCAACGCGAUUGUAAUCUUACGCAAAUCGGUGGUUUAUUGGAUAGCAAAGGAUAUGGAAUAGCAACGCCAAAAGGAUCCCCGUGGCGCGACAAAAUAUCACUGGCCAUCCUAGAACUCCAGGAAAAAGGCGUCAUCCAAAUAUUGUACGACAAGUGGUGGAAGAACACCGGGGACGUGUGUAACAGGGACGAGAAGAGCAAGGAGAGCAAAGCGAAUGCUCUUGGAGUCGAGAACAUAGGAGGAGUCUUCGUCGUUCUGCUGUGCGGACUCGCCCUCGCAAUUGUCGUCGCCAUACUCGAGUUUUGCUGGAACUCCAAGAAGAACGCCCAGUCCAGCAGGUCACUGUGCGCCGAGAUGGCCUCGGAAUUGCGUUUCGCGGUGCGUUGUGGUUCGCGUCAAAAGCCCUCGGCCAAAGCCCGAUCGCGGUCCGCGGUGACACACUGCAGUCGUUGCAGUCCUCACUCGUCAUUACGGAGAAGUCGCUACUGCAGCGGCAGCCUUAACGAAGAAACAACGUACAUACCGAGCAUCGAGAUACCUCGGCUAAAUGCAGGAGGCUGGUGCAUUGCCGAUGAUGGAGAUGAAGAAAUCAUUGAGCUUCGAUCAAGUGGCUCCGUGCCGUGGAGGGAACACCUAGCACAGGCCUCCUGCUCAGCACCAUCGUCAGCAACAACAGCAGCCGCAACAGCAAUUGCAGCAAGCGCCGCCACCGCCACCACCAUCGGCGUGUCGGGUUACUCCCACGCACACACGUCACACACACUGCCACUCCCAUUCCCACAGUCACAGUCACACGCACAAACAUCAACAACCACCCCCGAGGACGAGACGGGGUUCUUCGGGCAUUACUCUGGGUCAAGGAGGUGACCACCCUGAGAGUAUUUUAUGGAGGUUCGACUGCGAUCUUGCGGGUGAACCUGACGUAGUUAUUUCGCCACCUCCACCGCCACCUCCGCCCUCGGCGGCGGUAUCGAGAACGACGACCCUUUGACCAAU
Venturia canescens is the source of this 5539-nucleotide messenger RNA. Its product is annotated as glutamate receptor ionotropic, kainate 2. The transcript is spliced from 19 exons. Gene Ontology annotation, molecular function: ligand-gated monoatomic ion channel activity; signaling receptor activity. Gene Ontology annotation, cellular component: postsynaptic density membrane; plasma membrane. The record is from RefSeq and is a predicted model, not a curated record. Gene Ontology annotation, biological process: monoatomic ion transport. NCBI's taxonomy places the organism in Eukaryota, Metazoa, Arthropoda, Insecta, Hymenoptera, Ichneumonidae. The coding region runs from base 2387 to 5410 and encodes 1007 amino acids.